Nelumbo nucifera (sacred lotus) is the source of this 864-nucleotide messenger RNA. Lineage: Eukaryota; Viridiplantae; Streptophyta; Magnoliopsida; Proteales; Nelumbonaceae. The record is from RefSeq and is a predicted model, not a curated record.
AUGCCUCGUCGCCUCCAAAACUACUAUUAUUUUUCUCCACCACCGCCAUCCCAGCCACCACCACCAACUAACAAUUCUCCCCAUCCUUCAUGCCCUCCAAAUGUGUUAUCGCCGCCGUCGCCGCCACCACCACCACCACCACCACCACCAGCCAAUAGUUCUCCAUGCCCUCCCAAUACAUCACCACCACAUCAAACCUUCACAUCCCCACCCCCACCCCCUCCACCUCCACCUCCUAAUGUUUCAUCACCACCUCCACCACCACCCAAGGAGCAAAUAUCUCCUCCAGGACCAUCAUCACCACCUUCCCCACUACCUCCCAAUGGCCCAACGUCUCCUCCAGGGCCAACACCGCCUUCUGGUCCACCUAAUUUGCCUCCAAAGGCACCACCUCCCAAUGAGCAAAUAUCUCCUCCAGGACCAGCAUCACCACCUUCCCCAUCACUACCUCCCAGUGGGCCAACACCUUCUCGUCCACCUCUUGUGCCUCCAAAGGCACCACCUCCUGUGACGCCACCUUCUCCUUCAUAUUAUCCGCCGCCAACUGGUCCCUUGACGCCAACACCCAACACGUCAUAUUAUCCACCACCACCACCACCGCUGACGCCGCAGCAGCCCCCACUUCCAACUGCACCUUCUCCUUUUCUUCCACCUUCACCGCCCACGAACGAUCAUACGGUUAUCAUUGCUGUCUGCGUCUCACUUGGUGGCCUCUUUUUUCUCGCAUUCCUUGCACUCGGUCUUUUCUGCAUUCAUAAGAAGAAGAAAAAGAUGGUUGCAGGAGCAGCGGCAUGCCCACCUGCUGAGGGACAUUCGGAUGAGGCUCACGAGGCUGCUGCAUCAGGAACUACUCACUAUGGAUAA